AUGUCGUACGCCUAUCUCUUCAAGUACAUCAUCAUCGGCGAUACUGGGGUUGGUAAAUCAUGUUUGCUUCUUCAGUUUACUGACAAGCGUUUCCAGCCAGUACAUGACUUGACUAUUGGGGUCGAAUUCGGGGCAAGGAUGAUCACGAUUGACAACAAGCCCAUUAAGCUUCAAAUAUGGGACACCGCCGGUCAAGAAUCUUUUAGAUCCAUUACCAGGUCGUACUACAGAGGAGCUGCUGGUGCACUUUUGGUUUAUGAUAUCACCAGGAGGGAGACUUUUAAUCACUUGGCUAGUUGGCUAGAGGAUGCAAGGCAGCACGCAAAUCCGAACAUGUCAAUUAUGCUGAUAGGCAACAAAU
Messenger RNA from Striga hermonthica, 361 nucleotides. NCBI's taxonomy places the organism in Eukaryota, Viridiplantae, Streptophyta, Magnoliopsida, Lamiales, Orobanchaceae. The record is from the annotation of a GenBank genome assembly.